Marchantia polymorpha subsp. ruderalis is the source of this 921-nucleotide messenger RNA. Lineage: Eukaryota; Viridiplantae; Streptophyta; Marchantiopsida; Marchantiales; Marchantiaceae. The record is from the annotation of a GenBank genome assembly.
CUAGCUUUUGCUUCCGGUUCUUGUUCAUAAACGUACAUGGAUCGGCGAUGCCUUUGUGAUCCUGUGGUUAUCUCCGUCUUAUCACUGAGAUUUGUAUAUCCACACGACUUUCCUUCAUGAUCAGACUAUUCUGGGGAUCCAUCUUGAAUGUGGUAACGAAGAAUCACCGAUGACGUCUAUCACAUCGCUAGUAAUGACCUCUCUGAAUGAAAAUGUGACUUGGAAAAGCAUAAUGGUCUCGACAUCGAGCGACAAGACUUCUAAAUCUCAAGUAGUCAUUUUCGUCUGUACGGUGGCAUGGAUCCUGCUGUUAGUGUUGAGCGCGUGUUUAGCUCCUUCGUAUGGUGUUCUAGCAUGUUUACAUGAGAAGAUUGAAACUUUGAACAUGCUUCUGAGGCAAAACAGAGAGACACUUGAAAAAGGAUCACAGGAAAUGGAUGUUCUUCGGUCUGAGCUGCAUGAGCUGGUAACAAGAUUUCCUCCACCAACGAGGACUGAUGACGCGGGUACGAGUCAUGUGCGAGGUCAGUCAAUUGAUGCUUCAGAUGAACCAGAGCAGAUGUAGCACGAGUCGAGGGAACUUUUGGUGCAAAAUCAUGUGCACAAAAGGAAGUGUUAGUAUUUGUCACCAGAUACAGAGGCGGCGCUUCCGAACUUGGUUCAUCUUCCAGGAACGAAGUGAAAGGAUGAGAGAUCAGUUGACUUCGAACUUAUAUCAAAUAAAAUACUUCAACUCAAUUCUUCUGCACUCGUUGUAAGAAGUACAUAUAAAGGAAAGUGAGCCAUGUCAGUGAGCAAAAUUUGCUAUUCGUGUGAGAUCUACGAAGUUCUUUAGGUGCUCGGUUUCAUUCUGUCGUUACCUUGAAUUCCAUAAGUGUCAUAUCUUUGUGAAUUCUCUGUACUCCUCCUCAUAUAGUCAGC